This is a messenger RNA of Ochlerotatus camptorhynchus, 5184 nucleotides long. It is a transcript of the gene Cbl, whose product is annotated as E3 ubiquitin-protein ligase CBL. Gene Ontology annotation, molecular function: receptor tyrosine kinase binding; phosphotyrosine residue binding; calcium ion binding. The coding region runs from base 1212 to 4430 and encodes 1072 amino acids. The record is from RefSeq and is a predicted model, not a curated record. The transcript has 8 exons. Gene Ontology annotation, cellular component: membrane raft; plasma membrane. Gene Ontology annotation, biological process: cell surface receptor signaling pathway; negative regulation of epidermal growth factor-activated receptor activity. Lineage: Eukaryota; Metazoa; Arthropoda; Insecta; Diptera; Culicidae.
ACGCAAAGUUCACACUCUUCUUCAGUCUGUUUCGAGCUUUCACGAUGGAUCGUCGCUGUUUGAUAGCAUAUCAUCGGGUUACGCUGCUAUCAUCUCCAUCUGUAUCUGUAUCUGCUGCUGUGCUACUGCAAUCCGGGUCGGAUCGUCAUCGUGGCCGUGUUUCGUCGGACUGCUUGUGAAAUCUUCGCUUCGUGCAGUGCUCUGUGAACGAAUGUCGGACAAGAAGCGAAACUCGCAUUGCGUAGCACUUUGAGUAUGCAAUCAAUGCGAACGUGAAACACAAGUUGGCACAUAUAGUGCAGUGGUAUAGCGAGCAGUCUGGUGCUGGUGUGGUGAACGCAAAGUGGCAUUAGGCUGCGAUAUUUCCCAAUCAGAAAGUGCACUGUCCUAAAAAGAGCAUCGCGAGUGCACCAGCAGGUAGUGCAAGCAGUGUGCAAACAACAGUUAUCUUGUCGCACUCGCUCUUACUCGAAGGGUGCAGGAUCACUCAGUCGAAGCUGGAUGAGAUAGAAGGUACGGGAAAGGCUUCUGUCAACUGUGUUGUUAUGCAUAUGUCAUAUUUCGCUUGUGUGUGUGGAGGCUGAUUGCAUUCGUGAAAGGUGCCAGUGUGUUGGUAAAUAUUGCCCCAAAGGAAGUGUGUGGGCGAAGAGAAGGCGGCAGCGGAAGAAGCAUUCGGCUGAACGUCAAACAAGUGUGAGCGGGAUGAGAAGAAGAGGUGAUUGAGGAGCAAAGUGUCAAGCGAGGAAGAAUAUCAGCAGGAGAAGCAGUCAGUAAUACAGUGAAGCGGCACUGACGUAUUGGUGUGAUAGUGUUUGUGGGUUUCGUAGUUUGUUCUCUGUAUAUAUCCUCUGGCCAGUGAGAGGAAGAAGUUGUGUCGCGUAUUUUGUUCAUUUUUAUCGCCGUGAAAUAUUUUGUUUGCGUUGGAAAAUCGGUCGUUCAAAAUGUACGAAGAUUGGUGAAGAAGCGAUCGCAAGUGUUCGCCGGAAGUGAAAGCCGUGGAAUCGAAGAAUCUCAACCCUGGUGAAGCAGGGAUUUCGGGGGAGAUUUUUCACUCAGUGGUCCAGCACGAAGCAAGAGAACGAAGAAGUGUUCGAAGAGUGUUAUUUUAUUUUCGGGCAGUAGAGUGCGAUUCAGUGCGGCCAGAGCCCCCGAACAACAGGAGGAGGGCCGUAUAUGUGUUGUUGUGGUUGAAAGUUUUGAUAAAUGUCAAGAUGGCGGCUACUAACCGAGCUCGUCCGCAGCCGAGAACUAACAUCUCGUUCUUCUCCAAGAUCCAGGGCAAAAUCUCCGAUGCCUGCGCCCAGCAGAAGUUCCUAACGGACAAAAAGACCCUGGAGAAGACCUGGAAGCUGAUGGACAAAGUAGUCAAGCUUUGCCAGCAGUCGAAGAUGAAUCUGAAAAACUCGCCCCCCUUCAUACUGGACAUCCUGCCGGAUACGUACCAGCGGUUGCAUCUGAUCUACUCCAAGUACGAAGAUCAGAUGCACCUCUUGCACGGGAACGAGCACUUUAACAUCUUCAUCAACAAUCUGAUGAGAAAGUGCAAACAGGCGAUCAAAUUGUUCAAGGAGGGCAAGGAGAAAAUGUUCGACGAGAAUUCGCACUACCGGAGAAAUCUCACCAAGCUGAGUUUGGUGUUUUCGCACAUGCUGAGCGAACUGAAGGCGAUAUUCCCGAACGGGUUGUUCGCCGGGGAUCAGUUCCGCAUCACGAAAUCGGAUGCGGCGGACUUCUGGAAGUCACGCUUCGGAAAUAGCACACUCGUUCCGUGGAAGCUUUUCCGGCAAGAGCUAUCGCAGGUGCAUCCCAUCUCUUCCGGGCUGGAAGCGAUGGCACUCAAAACCACCAUAGACUUAACGUGCAAUGAUUAUAUAUCAAAUUUUGAAUUUGAUGUGUUUACUAGGCUGUUUCAACCAUGGAAUACGCUGCUGAGAAAUUGGCAAAUCCUUGCUGUGACGCACUCGGGCUACGUCGCCUUCCUAACGUACGACGAAGUCAAGGCACGCUUACAGAAGUAUAUCACUAAGGCUGGUAGUUAUGUUUUCAGAUUAUCCUGCACACGACUAGGUCAGUGGGCGAUAGGUUACGUAACGGUGGAAGGCGACAUCCUCCAAACAAUUCCCCAAAACAAGUCAUUAUGUCAAGCUUUACUAGAUGGUCACAGGGAAGGCUUCUAUCUGUACCCGGACGGGAAGCCGCAGAAUCCGGAUCUCUCGUUUGCCGUGCAGAGUCCCCUAGAGGAUCACAUCACGGUGACGCAGGAGCAGUACGAACUCUACUGUGAGAUGGGGAGCACGUUCCAGCUGUGUAAAAUCUGUGCCGAAAACGAUAAGGAUAUAAGGAUCGAACCCUGCGGGCAUCUGCUGUGUACGCCUUGCUUGACGGCGUGGCAGGUGGACUCCGAAGGACAGGGUUGCCCCUUCUGUCGGGCGGAAAUCAAGGGCACCGAGCAGAUCGUGGUGGACGCGUUCGACCCUAGGCGACAGCACAUCCGCAACUCGGCCCACGGCCGGCAGCAGCUGCAGCUGAACGACGACCACGACGACGACAUUGAGGACGAUUUCAAUAUCGCCACCUCGUCACUCCACGCGCUGAGCAAUAGUAUGACAUUGGCACGCAAUGAAAAGCAAAGCCCGCACUCUUCACCGCGGUUGACGCGGCGCCAACCGAAUCCCACCGCACCGGUGCUAACCAGUAACGAUAUUUACGCAGGCGGACCCUCCCUUCAGUCCCAAUCGAGCAGCUGUAGUUACGCCUCAUCUUCAUCCAGUUCAUCUACCAGUGGUAGUAGUGGUAGUGGUAGCAAUAGCAUUAUCGGACAACAGAUGGCAGCACUAGUAACGACACCGGCAGCGGUUGCAGCAGCCACCGCUGCAUCAGCUCCACCAAUGGCUGCCACCGCCACGCACACGGUCAAUGGGAACCUUGUCACCCACACCAACAUCUCAUUGAAUAACAAUCACUGUAACCAUGUAUGCAUAGCUAGUGGUAGCAGUGGAUCAAGUGGAACCCCAAGUCACAACCUUGUCAAGUGUAAUAAGUCCUCAUCCUCGUCUCUCCUACCGCAGACACAAACCAACGUUGCCCCGAUGGUCAAUGCACACUCGCAGCAACUUCAGCAAAACCGACUCAGUGCACCGGCCAGCUCAUCGGUGGCGACAUCUAGCGGAACCAAUCCGACCAGCUACCUUAUGUACCGAGUGCUGAACAAAGCCCUUUCGUCGGAUACACCAUCAUCAAGUUCCUUGGAGUCAAUUUACCAACCUGUACCACCUCCACUUCCCCCACGAAAAUCCUCCCCAGGAAUCCUAACGUCAACCCCUUCCUCCGAUUCCAGUCGACAAAAAUCCAGCAAUCCCCGUUGUCAGUCCUCGCAACUGCUGGCCGCCCGCAACACCCAAAACCAAAUCAAUUCGGCAUCUAGUCUUUGCAACCUGUCCAAUCAAGUUGCCGCCAGCCUUAACCUAAGCCGAAGCUCGGAAAACCUAUCGAGUGCCACCCGCAUCUCUAACGACAGCCACGUCCCCAAAACCAACCCUCCGCCGGUUCCCAAACACCAAACCCCAAUGGAACCAUGUCCUUGCAGUAACACCACCGCCCCUCCGAAGCCCCCCGAUCCGGACCCAUUCAGUCAGGAAGACAAAGUAAUCGUGGGACCCGCGGAAACCAUCGUCGGCAUCAUCGACACCCGACCGUUGGAAGCCCGGCAACCCAUCAUCCUCAAAGUAGACGACAAAACCGACCACAAUCUAGUCCUGACCAGUACCAGCAACGUGUACCAAUUCAAACCAACCUCCAUCAGUACCAACAUCAACGGAAUCCUCUCCAAUGAAGUAACCCUGUUUCAACCUGCCCAGCCCAUCCAUCAACCGCAGCACCACACACCAAAGCACCCGCAACCUCAGCCAAGACACCAACAACAACAACAACCGCCGGCGGCGGCUGCAACCGCCCAAGGCACAAACCCACAGCACCAGCGACAUCAGUCCCUACCGGCGAACAACGCUACCAUCAACGCCAAGGUCACUCCUCAACCGCCAUCCAAAUCCAUCACCACGUCCCAACUGUCGGCCGCCUUGGCUGCAGCCGCCAGCAAAUCCGGCGGCAACCGUCUCCUCUACGAAAACGUCAACCUCAGCUCGAAUGACUGCAACGGAAGCAGCGGCUCGAGCAGCAACAACAACAACCACCUGAACAGUAGCGUCGUCGCAGCGGCUAUGGCUGCGUCUGCGAGUGGCAGCGCCGCCGCCAACAACAACAAUACGAACGUGCCAUACGAGAACAUCAACCUGGAGUACAUUGCCCGGUUGAUGCAGGAGGGCUACUCGAAGGAGAACGUCAUCACGGCGCUCGGCAUUUCGCGCAACAACAUCGAGAUGGCGUGCGACAUACUGCACGAGUUUGUCAGCAAAAGCGGCGGCGGUGGUUAGAAGAGCGAAGGAAUGCUUUGAUGCAAUAUUAGACCGUCGAAACGGAGUAGGCUGUCGCGAAGCGACGAAACAGAAACGAAAUAGACUGCUAGGGGGUUGAACGAGAGGGAUAACGGGCGUACGAACGAGCGUGACUCUUUUGAUUCUAAUUUAUUCUAGUUGUGCGACCAGGGAGCGAGAGAGAAAGCGAGAGCUGAGGUGUGCAUAGAGUAGUAGAAGUAGUUGAAAACAAUCAUCAAUAGCAAUAAAAUGCGGUACAUGGUAGACAGGCAGAGGAAUGCUGUUAGCUUCUUCUUCUUUUUUUAUCAAUGUUUUCAGUGUAAAUAGUGUGGGCAACACCACGUGGGAGAUAGGAAAGUAACAAACACAUACACGCAUCUAAGCAUCUUGUAAAGUGAAGCUUUGUUUUAGUUCCUUAACUAGAAAAGAGGUAAUUGAAUUUACUGUUAAUGGAGGAAGUUCAAAUCUGUGAAGACUAGUAGGAGAAAUCAUAAUACGAACAGAAUUAGGUUUUUCGUUGAUCAGAAUUUAUUCACGGGUUUUCCCUUGUGUAUAUUUUUUUUAAAGGAUGUGCUUCUGUCGUACGCUACUACAUAAUACCACUACGGACAGACAUGGUUGUUGAGUAUUUCCCCGUUUGCACAAUCCGUGCGCACCCGCGAGUCACUUGUUCGGACUAAACACUUAGUAAAACCGGUGAUACGAUCACAAAGAACUAUAUUUUAAAAACGCACUUAUUACUCAACGCGAAUGG